Penicillium brasilianum is the source of this 914-nucleotide messenger RNA. The record is from the annotation of a GenBank genome assembly. Lineage: Eukaryota; Fungi; Ascomycota; Eurotiomycetes; Eurotiales; Aspergillaceae.
CUCAACUGUCUCCAACUCCGACCUUCUCAUCCACCCUCUACCUCCUCACGAUCCUCCAUUCCUGUCCUUCACUAUUUCGAUAUUGCGUUUCUGUUACAUGCAAGAUGUCUCGGCGAUAUGAUUCACGGACUACCAUCUUCUCCCCAGAGGGUCGACUGUACCAGGUUGAAUAUGCCCUCGAGGCCAUCUCACAUGCCGGUACUGCUCUCGGUAUUCUAGCCAAGGACGGCAUUGUCCUUGCCGCUGAGAGGAAGGUGACCAGCAAGCUGUUGGAGCAGGAUACCUCCGCCGAGAAGCUCUAUACCAUCAACGAUAACAUGAUCUGCGCCGUCGCUGGUAUGAACGCCGACGCCAAUAUCCUCAUCAACUACGCACGUCAAAAUGCCCAACGCUAUCUCCUCACCUACAACGAAGACAUUCCUUGCGAACAGCUGGUGCGCCGACUGUGUGAUCUGAAGCAAGGAUAUACCCAACAUGGUGGUCUCCGUCCGUUCGGUGUGUCAUUCAUCUACGCUGGGUGGGAUCACCUGCGCCAGUUCCAGUUGUACCAGAGCAACCCGAGUGGAAAUUACGGAGGCUGGAAGGCCACCAGCGUCGGCGCCAACAAUGCCAGCGCACAGAGUCUGCUGAAGCAAGACUACAAGGAGGAUUCCACUUUGCAGGAGGCUUGUGCAAUGGCUGUCAAGGUCCUGAGCAAGACGAUGGAUUCCACAAAGCUGAGCAGUGAGAAGAUCGAGUUCGCAACGGUGGGCAAGACCAAGGACGGAAAGAUCUACCACCACCUUUGGAGUGCCGAUGAGAUUGAUGCGCUUCUCCGGGAACAAGGGCUGGCCAAGGUGGAUGAUGAGCCCGAGGCUGGUGAGAUAAAAUAGAAUAAUACCUUUGCUUGUGUUUCAGAUACUUGAGAAUUGACA